GCUAAGCAAUGCUAUAUAAGAUGAUCGUACUGCGUGCAAACUUAGUCAUUCUCUUGGCACCUCUGAAGAUACAACUCAAUUGACAGUGGAUUAAUUUAAAUUUUCAUUUUUUUACAAUUAGUUUAUUUUCUCGAUACUGAGGAAUUUUAUUGUUUUAUUAUUUGUAACCAGUUGGACAGGUAAUGGAUAUCAAGGUCGUCACGUGUGUUGUUUUGGUCCUCGUGAGUAUGAGUGACGUUAGUGGAAUUGAAAAACGAUCAUUAUAUGGUGAACUUCGCGUGCCAUUGACGGAUCUUAUCAGCGGCAAGUUUCCGUAUCAUGAAUCAAGGAUAUGGAAAAGGGAAGCACUUGGUGGUGAUGUUAAAACAAAAAAAACUAUUAAAUCUAAUGAAGCAAUACCUGACUAUGACUCUGCUUUGGAUCCUAUUGAGCCUUCUCCACCGGAUGCUGAUGAUAAUUCUGAUCCUGAUCCUGAACCUGAUAGUGAUCCUCCUCAAUCACUUGCUACAACUAUUAAACCUAAGCCUGCGACCAAACCACCGAUUAAAAAUACGCCUAAGAAUCCUGGUGUUAAGACACCGCCUAAACGACCUAGUCCUGGUGGCAAAAAUCCACCGACAAAACCUAAAGUUAUUCCUACUAUACCAAAACCAACGCCGACUCCUGAUCCUAAUUCAUUGAAUAAUGCUGAUAAGCCUGACGAAAAUAAACCUGAUGAAUUUCCUAAUGAACCUGAGGAGUCGCCUGAGGAGCCUAAAGAUGCAAAUAAAGAAAAUAAAAGACCUGAGCCGGUGAAUAGUAAAAAAAAUCCUAAAGAUAAAAAGAAACCUAAAGAACCUGAGAAUGAUGAAAAUCCUGAAGAAGAAAACGAAAAUCCUGAGGAAGAAAACGAGAACCCAGAAGAAGAGAACGAAAACCCUGAGGAAGAAAACGAAAAUCCUGAGGAAGAAAACGUGAACCCAGAGGAAGAAAAUGAAAAUCCUGAAGAAAACGAUAAUCCUGAAGAAGAAAACGAAAACCCUGAGGAAGAAAACGAUAAUCCUGAAGAAGAAAUUGAAAAUCCGGAUGAAGAAACUGAAAACCCUGAGGAAGAAAACGAAAAACCUGAAGAAGAAAUUGAAAAUCCGGAUGAAGAAACUGAAAACCCUGAGGAAGAAAACGAUAAUCCUGAAGAAGAGAACGAAAACCCUGAGGAAGAAAACGAAAAUCCUGAGGAAGAAAAUGAUAACCCUGAAGAAGAGAACGAAAACCCUGAGGAAGAAAAUGAUAAUCCUGAAGAAGAGAACGAAAACCCUGAGGAAGAAAACGAAAAACCUGAAGAAGAAAUUGAAAAUCCGGAUGAAGAAACUGAAAACCCUGAGGAAGAAAACGAUAAUCCUGAAGAAGAGAACGAAAACCCAGAGGAAGAAAAUGAAAAUCCUGAAGAAGAAACUGAAAACCCUGAGGAAGAAAACGAAAAUCCCAAUGAAGCAGAUGACAAACCGGAAGGGCCUGUAAAUAAUACAAAAAAUCCAAAGAACAAAAAUAAACCUGAGAAAGCUAAAAAUGAUGCUAAUAGUCCAAAAAGUACUAAAAACAAGCCUCAGAAGCCUGAAAAUAAUGAAAAACCUAAAGAGCCAACUGAGAAUGAACCGACGGAACCAGCUGAAGAUGAAACAAAUCCUGAAGAACCUACAGCAGAUGAAAAAGAGCCAGAAGAUAGUAAAGUUCCUAAUGAACCUGUAAAUAAUACAAAAGGGCCAAAAGGUAAUAAAAAUAAACCAGAAAGACCGAAAAAUAAUAAUAAUAAACCUAAAAAACCUGUUGAAAAAGAACCUGAAAAAUCACCUGAAGAUGAUAAAGAGCCCGAAAACCCAACAGAAGAUGAGACAGAACCUGAAGAACCAACAGAAGAAGAACCCGUAGAACAACCUAAAAAUAAAAAACCUCAGAAACCAAAUACCAGCGUCAAAACUCGUCCAACUCCAAGACCCCUACCAUCUUCUCCCGAACCAAAUAAUGUCAAAUCACGUCCACCCCAUCACCCAACUACAAGAUCACCUCCACCUUUUCCUAAGCCGAAGCCUACACCUCAACCCCAGAGACCAACUCGUAAACCAAGACCUGCUCCCACCGAAAGCCCUGAAGUCGAAGACGAACAAGAACCCAAUGACGACGAAGUACCCGAUGAAGACCUUGUUACUGAACCACCAGUCGUUAAAGGCCCGAAACGACAACCUAAUGUAAAAAAUACCCCAAAACCUCCUUCAAGACCUCCGACGCCACCUAACCGAAGUACUCCACCUACCAAAACAAAUAAAAAUAAACCAAAAACUACAACUACUACUACACCUUCUCCGCCCGAUUACGACGAAGAUGUAAACCCUGAUUCGGAAUCAGAGCCUCAAGAUCCAAAUGACGACGAGCCAACUUAUCCUCCUACUACUCCCAAACCUAAACCUAAACCUAAACCAUCUUCCGGCACUAAAAACCGUCCACCGAAUCGACGACCACCCAAACGACCCACAACUACAACACCCGCUCCCGAAGACGAGGAACCCGAGGAACCUGAGAACCCUGACGAUCCUGAUUCAGAUCAAAGUCCAGAUUUUUCUACAAGAUUUGGCGAUCCCAAUGAACAAGACCCUUCAGAUCCUUCCGACUCUUCUUCCCCAUCAUCGCCAUCAGAUAAUUCAGCGUAUCCCCAAAAUCCGUUCCUGAAUCCCAAUACGAGACCCGGCGGAUUUGGUUUUGGUUCAGCAUCAAGUUUCGCUUCUGCCAACGCAAAUGCAGGACCUGGGCCCGGAUCAUCGGCAAAUGCCGGUGCAUUUUCAUCAGCGAAUUCAGAAGCCAAUGGCUUCGAUCCCAUGUUUGGACCAUGGACUGACGCAUUCACAAAAAUGUUCCCCCCAAAUAUGAUGCCACCAAACAUGCUCCCCAAUUUUAAUCUCCCUUACCCAUUACAGAACACUAAAAAUCCCUCGAAUAGCCCAAACUCUGGUACCAAAGGCAAACCUUCCGCUUCAACACCCACUAAAUCAAAUCCAUCAUCAAAUCCUAACUAUACGCCCAUCAUCAGUAUCUCCGGGACUUUUGAUACGAAUGAUUCUUCUCCGCCACCUUCUGCGCAUAAAAAUCCUUUCUUGAGUGACCGCAAAAGCAGUGGUGAUAAUGGUUAUGGUUCUCCGCUAAACUCAAAUCCAUCACCAAGCUAUAACUCCGGAGCCGGUAGUUUUGCUGGCGCAUCAAGUUUCUCCAGUGCUAACGCCGGUGCUGGGCCUUUCGGCGGUUUUGGACCCUAUCCGUCGCCAUUUAUUGGCGGGAGAUUUGGUGGAAAUGAGAUCAAUGGAGUCCCAUCUUCCAGAGAUUAUGGGUUCGGUUUCAACCCAUUCUUCAAUCAGCAUAACGAUUUUAUGGAGAGAAUACAGAUGCGCAACAGAGAAAUGCAGGAUAGAAUACAGUCACGAAACAGAGAAAUGCAGGAUAGAAUACAGUCACGAAACAGAGAAAUGCAGGAGAGAAUUCAGGCCCAAAUAAGAGACCAACAAUCACAAGGUGUCGGCUCCUGGGCGAUGGGGUCAGCUUCUAUGACCGACCUCGGAUCACUGAACCCUGACGCUCAAGUCUAUACACGUACGCGCGUUACGGGUCCUUACUUGGUGAUGGGUGAUAGAAUUAGUACCCAAUACCCUGGAGAUUAUGAAGGCCAUGAUCAGUCUCCGUUUAGUCUAGAUUCUAGGUUUAACAACAUUCCGUUUGAUAGUGCUGGCAUUAAUGAUGGUAGUGGCUGGGCAUUCGGCAGCGCGAGUGCUGGAAAUCAAGGGAGUAACCAAUUCGGUGCUAUUGGACCAGUCGCUCCCGGUAUAAAAUCACGAUUCAGUGAAACCCUUCCAUCGUCAGGCGGUACCUUAUUCGGAGCUUUCGCUAGUUCUAGUACGAGUUCAAUGACGGGACCUGAUGGUAUACCUAUUGUUAAGAAAAGUUCUGUGACUGGAAUAAAUGACAAUGGAAAAGUGUCCGUACAAGAGGUCCAUUAUCCUUAAAUAUUAUUCUUUGUUACUCCGAAAAAUUCAAUAAAAUGAAUUUUUUCUUUAAGUAUUUCAACUCAUUUUUUAAAUAUACUUUUCAUCUACUCUGGUUUUUUUUGCUCGUUGAUAUACUUACUAUUAUUUGUUGAUAAUAUAAU
Molecule: messenger RNA, 4165 nt
Organism: Microplitis demolitor
Lineage: Eukaryota; Metazoa; Arthropoda; Insecta; Hymenoptera; Braconidae
Product: cell surface glycoprotein 1
Exons: 8
Coding region: 183-4022 (1279 amino acids)
Source: RefSeq, a predicted model, not a curated record